AUGUCUUCUUCUUCCGAUGCGGUGACGACAGGUCAAAAGAACGCCUCUACGAAGGCUACAAUCCACUAUCCAUUCUGGUUCGGCGGCUCAGCGUCAUGUUUCGCAGCAUGUGUGACACAUCCUCUGGAUCUUGGUGAGUGGACGCGUCUACGCAAGCAAUAUAGAAUCGCAGAGCUAACCUCAUCGCAGUGA
Messenger RNA from Eremomyces bilateralis CBS 781.70, 192 nucleotides. RefSeq lists its product as uncharacterized. NCBI's taxonomy places the organism in Eukaryota, Fungi, Ascomycota, Dothideomycetes, Eremomycetales, Eremomycetaceae. The record is from RefSeq and is a predicted model, not a curated record. The transcript has a single exon. The coding region runs from base 1 to 192 and encodes 63 amino acids.